AGGUUGUAAGAACCUUCAUUCCAGAAGUACCCUCAAAGGCAGAGACACCAAGAAGAAUCGGAACAUACAGGCUUUGAUGUCAAAGGUUUAUAAAGCCAAUAUCUGGGAAAGAGAAAACUGUGAGACUUCCAGAUCUUCUCUGGUGAAGUGUGUUUCCCGCAACGAUCACCAACAUGAACAUCAAAGGAUCGCCAUGGAAAGGGUCCCUCUUGCUGCUGCUGGUGUCAAACCUGCUCCUGUGCCACAGCGUGGCCCCCUUGCCCAUCUGUCCCGGUGGGGCUGCCAGAUGCCAGGUGACUCUUCGAGACCUGUUUGACCGUGCCGUCGUCCUGUCCCACUACAUCCAUAACCUCUCCUCAGAAAUGUUCAGCGAAUUCGAUAAACGGUAUACCCAUGGCCGGGGGUUCAUUACCAAGGCCAUCAACAGCUGCCACACUUCUUCCCUUGCCACCCCUGAAGACAAGGAGCAAGCCCAACAGAUCAAUCAAAAAGACUUUCUGAGCCUGAUAGUCAGCAUAUUGCGAUCCUGGAAUGAGCCUCUGUAUCAUCUAGUCACGGAAGUACGUGGUAUGCAAGAAGCCCCGGAGGCUAUCCUAUCCAAAGCCGUAGAGAUUGAGGAGCAAACCAAACGGCUUCUAGAGGGCAUGGAGCUGAUAGUCAGCCAGGUUCAUCCUGAAACCAAAGAAAAUGAGAUCUACCCUGUCUGGUCGGGACUUCCAUCCCUGCAGAUGGCUGAUGAAGAGUCUCGCCUUUCUGCUUAUUAUAACCUGCUCCACUGCCUACGCAGGGAUUCACAUAAAAUCGACAAUUAUCUCAAGCUCCUGAAGUGCCGAAUCAUCCACAACAACAACUGCUAAGCCCACAUCCGUUUCAUCUAUUUCUGAGAAGGUCCUUAAUGAUCCAUUCCACUGCAAGCUUCUUUUAGUUUUAUCUCUUUUGAAUGCAUGCUUGGGUGUAACAGGUCUCCUCUUAAAAAAUAAAAACUGACUCCUUAGAGACAUCAAAAUCUAAAA
Symphalangus syndactylus (siamang) is the source of this 1013-nucleotide messenger RNA. RefSeq names its product prolactin (gene PRL). The record is from RefSeq and is a predicted model, not a curated record. Gene Ontology annotation, molecular function: prolactin receptor binding; hormone activity. Gene Ontology annotation, cellular component: extracellular region. Gene Ontology annotation, biological process: positive regulation of lactation; mammary gland development; positive regulation of receptor signaling pathway via JAK-STAT. NCBI's taxonomy places the organism in Eukaryota, Metazoa, Chordata, Mammalia, Primates, Hylobatidae.